AUGACGGCCAUUACGGAAGCGAUGGUGCUAGAGAAGGAGCGGCAGAACGCUGCCAGGCGCGAUGCGCUGAAUAAGCGCAGCCAAAAUGUGUCCCGCUUGGCUGAGCCAGAACCCAACUUCCCCCCGGAGUGCUGCUGCGUGAAGCCAGUUAUCUACCACAACAUCCGCGAGCAGGUGCCCGUGACGCAGCAGCGUUUCAUGUACAUCCUAGCGGGUCUCUACGUCACGUUGAUGAUCCUCAUCAUCUAUAACAUCGUGGCUGCCUUGGUGGCCUUCACCCUUGGCGGGAGCGCCCUGCACUUUGGUCUAUCCUUUGUGUAUCUGCUGGGGCUCCCAGGAGCGUGGAUUUCGUGGUACUACAACGUGUACUGCGCCAUAGUGUACGCGUCUCGCGCGCGGCAGCUGAUUGCUCUCCUGGGUCUUCUCCUAGGUGUCGUGUUCGAUGGGUGGAUGACGAUCGGCAUCACCGGAUUCGGCGGCUGUGGUUGGAUCUAUGCUCUCAGCUUGACGCGCAAUGUGGCUCCGUUUGUGCUGGUUCUCAUUAGUGCGAUUCUGUGGCCGCUGCACGGUUUUGCGCUGUGUGUGAUGAUGCUGCGGUACUGGCGCCUUUCGAGGGUACUCUUGAAGAGUACAGCCAACAUCUACCGCCAGAGCAUCAUUUAG
This is a messenger RNA of Leishmania mexicana MHOM/GT/2001/U1103, 663 nucleotides long. RefSeq lists its product as hypothetical. Gene Ontology annotation, biological process: protein transport. Gene Ontology annotation, cellular component: recycling endosome membrane; trans-Golgi network membrane. Lineage: Eukaryota; Euglenozoa; Kinetoplastea; Trypanosomatida; Trypanosomatidae. The record is from RefSeq and is a predicted model, not a curated record. The transcript has a single exon. Bases 1 to 663 code for a protein of 220 amino acids.